CGAUGACCUUAAGAGCGACUAUGUAGUUUGCGGCUUGAAAUUCCGAGAUCGAGGCUGGGGCUCAGGCUGACAGGCUCUUCUCCGCCCCGCCCUGCUUUAGUGUGUUCGCAGCCUGAGAGACUCUCUCCUUGAUUCCUCACCAGUCACUCCUACCACGUGCUCUCAGUACACGUGCGCUUUAUCCGGAGAGGGCGCACGCUAUCGCGUUGCUGAGCCUCUUCUUGUGCAGUCUAGCUCAUGGCACAGACUCGCCCGCUGGCAGUGCCUGGGUCCCUGCCGCGGACUCACGGUCGCUGGCUGGCGCUUCUUGAUCCUGGCGCCCUUGGACGCUGACACCAUGUCGUCGCGACAGCUAUCUGCCACUUCUCAUCUCUACCAUCUCUCGGUACCACCAUCACAACCCAGUGCAGUCGAUCAUGCAGCCCUCCAAGGCCAACGUCGCGGACUUCCUGGCCUUUGUGCCUGGGGUGGAUGCGGGGACUGCCUUCUUGUUCCUCGAGCAUGCAAACUCCGUCAAUGACGCCGUGAAUCAGUACUAUGACAAUCCGCAAAAAUAUGCCCGUCGUCCGCCGUCCUCGAUGUCAUCGUUGCGAAGUCCUAUUAGCCCAGUGAGCUCGACGUUUAUGGCAACGACCCGCAACUCGAGCAGUCCCACGGCGGAGCCGACCAGACUGGCCAGUUCCCCACCAAUAUACCCGUCGCCACCUUCAUCCACGAUAAGUGGAAGUGCGAGUGGCUCGCAGCCCAAGGCACACACAAAUGCAGUGAUCGAGGCUGCGAGGCUUCGAGCUCGGGAUGAGCAAGAGAUGCAGAACAUGCUACAGUCGGUUCAGCUGUCUCUUCAGAUUUACAAUCCCGAGAUUGAGCCGGAGCGGGAGUGUGGGUACCCAUGCAACUGCCUCAUUCACAAGUAUAUUCAACGGAAGAUGGAUCGCCUCCAUGUUCAAGAGGUGUGGUCGAAAGCAGUCAUGUACCCGGGCGAGAAGCACUACCAUGACUGCACUCAGGUACGCUUGUUCAACAACAAUCCGUACCAGGGUGUGGGCUCUCCGUACGGAUUUAGUGGUUCGUCUUUCUAUGGAAUACAACGACCCGACCCACAAUACCACGCCAACUUCGUUCGCCAAAUCCUCCGUUUGAAUGACUCGCUUAAUACCAAAGCGCGCGCGGCCAUUGACGCGAUGGAGCCGUCUUUUAAUAUCUGGGAAGUCGAUCAACUUCAAUCUUCAAUGUCGAACAUCAGCAUCGGGCCAUCAAGAAAAGGCGACCAUCCCGGCGAGAAAUCCAGACGUUCGACCUUGAAGAAGGCGCUUUCCAUUCGAUCUUCCGAGGAAAAGGUCGCCUCCAAGACAUCAAAGAUCUUCUCCGAGGCACGCGAGCUUCGCGACUCUAUUCUGAGAGAGGAGAACGGCAGGUGGCCAGAGCUAGAAGACCGACAAAUUGUCAUGACAUACCAGAACCAGGUCGGAUUGACACAGAAAGUUGCCGAACUUCGGAGUCGAUGUCCUCUUCAAUAUCUUCACUUACUCAAGGCCGGUUACCUCGAGCCUAUUCCAGUAGCCUGGGCUAAGCAAGCUUCCAAUCCCCUCAAGUUCACCAUUGACGCCGCCGCUGGGUGGCGGGGUAUCACACCGGCUUGGAGAGGGUACGAGGACACUGCCGAGGAACGUCUAUAUUGGGUGUUGAACCAUAGAUCCGGAGAUACCCCCACCAGGCUGAAACCCGAUUCAAUAUCUGCGCUGGAAUUAGCCCUCGCAAGAAUGGCACUGGCAGUCGAGCCGCCGCCAAUAUACUAUGCGGCUGACGAUACUUGUCAUGUUCGACAUACUUCGAAGAGAUACUCGAAACAAGUCAUGCCUCCUCCUUUCCGAUCGUUUGAUGCCCCCCAACAGCCGACAGAUGACACCAUGAUUCUGCUGGAUGUGUCGGGCUCUAUGGAUUUCCAACCGCGACGACCAGAGUAUAACCAAUUUUUAAUUACAGGCUUCACGAGGUCUACUCAGCCAAAGAAUAAGGACCUGGCUCAAGCAAUCAUCCGUCGCUUUACCGACGCAAUGUCUAACCACGAUCACAACUGGUCCGGCUACGAACUCACCACAUUCUCCAGUCAAGCCGAAUACAUCGGCGUAAUAAACCACUGGAACUUCGAAGAAACGUGGCGGACCAUAAAAUUCGGUGGCCGAACGCGAGUAAUGACAGGCUGGCAAAGCAUCAAAGAGCAACAUUUCCAGAAACACGCCGCCACAGCAACCCACCACCCCAUCUACGGCUGGCAAGCCGGCCCUCAGACCCCGAUCCUCCGGCUCCUCCUUCUCCUUGACGGCGAAGCCUCAGACAUGGACGAGUUCGAACUCGACCUCCUCAGUUUAUCCUGGGUCCACGUCACCAUCUUCCUCAUCGGAGUAGACGGGUGUCCGCACCACCAUCGACACGCCAACGAACUCCAACGCAUUAGCGAAGUCAACCCGCACGUCUCAUUCGUGGAUGCGCAGGGUAAUACCCCGGAGCGAUUCAUCACCCAUGAGUUACUUAAGCGUCAUCUGGGGUAUGAGCUCUCAAUGACUGAGUUCGAGGGACUUGAGCAUGUGCCUGGUGAACCGCAACGGGUGGAGUUACCGGCGAGGGAGCCGCCUCCACCGAAUAUGCCAGAGCUUGAGCAACCGCCGCCGCCGUUGCCGGUGGAGUUACCGGCUGGUGAGGUUGUGUUGCCGUCGAGGUUAUCUAUGGACCAGCCGCCUCCUUAUUCUGUGACUGCGUAAUGGGGGUAGAUAUCUAUGUACCAAUGAACGUGUGAUGAUUCUAAUGGUAUACUGAUUCUUGUGCUUGCAAUAUUUAUGUUUUUCUUUUCCUGGAGAUGUCACACUUUAGAUGGGCUGGUUCGUUCCAGCCUGAGAAGGAACGCGUAAGACCAGGCAUUCAAAUCGGGAUGUUUUGACAUCCUAGCUGGAAGAUCCCACCUAUUCUACUCAUCUGACCACUCCACCCGCUCCUAUGGUUGGCUCUUCAAGCGAUUGGCAUCAAGGGUCUCAUGGGCCCCUGCUUGUCUGGGACUUCGGCAUUGCAUCCAGAAGGCUUGCUUGGCACAAACUGUUUCCUCGUUCCACAGCAAUCUCGAGCGCAGUUUUCCCUUCUUUAUUCCGAGCUUGCAGGUUGGCCCCGUUAUCAGCCAGAACCCCAACCAGACGAGAUGUCCACGAAGGGGGGACCGGUUGCGAGGCGAUGCAGUGGAGAGUCGUAUUGCCUUCUGGGCUCGCAAAAUUGAUAUCUGCACCGCGCCGAACAAGUAACUCAAUCAUGUGCGGCGGUUGCGUGAUUGCUUGGUCGAGAGCGGCGAUAACCAAAUCCCCACAAUUGAUAUCUGCACCAUAGUCGAGCAAUAGCAUGACAAUCUCUGGAAGAUUGUUAUCUAUGGCCGUUGCCAAAGGAUAUUCCCCCAAGUAAUCUGGCUCGUUGGCGUCACACCCGAAUUCGAGUAGUAACCGAACCAUCUCGAUAGUUCCUCCUUUGAUAAAGGUGUCAAGAAGCAAGCCCUUCAAUCGAUGUUCCAUGCCUGAUACUCCCCAAUGUUCAGGUACUAGCCUAAUGAUUCCCGGAUCCUUAUUUUUGAGGACUGCUUUGCCAAGCGACCAU
Penicillium brasilianum is the source of this 3630-nucleotide messenger RNA. The record is from the annotation of a GenBank genome assembly. Lineage: Eukaryota; Fungi; Ascomycota; Eurotiomycetes; Eurotiales; Aspergillaceae.